ACAAGAGAGGGAGGUUUUGCUUAAAAAGGAGCCCUUCCAGGCCUUCCUCCUUUCGUUGCUCGCCUCCUGCAGCCCAGCGAUCGUUUUGCCCAGUUGGGACAGCGCACGGCGCGGUCUCCGUGAGUGCCCUCGCCAGACCGGUGGACGGUCCAGUGGUGUCACUGUGUCAGGGGAGGAGGAGGAGGAAGAGGUGGCAGCGAGGUCGGAGUCCGAGGCUCCAGCGCUCUCCCCAGCCCAGCUCCCAGGGGAGGCUUUAGAGCCACGCCAAUAACCGGCCGGCCAUCGGCCCUCCCCCGAGCGCUCCCAGCGCCCAUGCCCGUGCGAGUCGCGCGCGCCCGGGGCUACUGCAUUGUCGAGGGAAAGCGGCCGCGCCGGCGCCCGGCGCGCAGGGAGCGGGCAGGCGAGGGGCAGCCGGCUCCGGAGCGCGGGGCGGGCGCCCCAUGCGGCACCUGUGGGGUCUGGCGGUCCGCAGGCCCUAGUGAGACAGCACCAUGGGGCAGGGGGGCUGGAAGGGGCUCUGUCUGUCGUUGUUUGACUACAAAACGGAAAAGUAUGUCAUCGCCAAGAACAAGAAGGUGGGCCUGCUCUACCGGCUGCUGCAGCUCUCCAUCCUUCUGUACCUGGUGGUGUGGGUGUUCAUGGUGAAGAAGGGCUACCAAGACAUAGACACCUCCCUGCAGAGUGCUGUCAUCACCAAAGUCAAGGGUGUGGCCUUCACCAACACUUCGGAGCUUGGGGAGCGGCUCUGGGAUGUGGCGGACUACGUCAUCCCGCCCCAGGGAGAGAGUGUCUUCGUAGUGAUGACCAACCUGAUCGUGACCCCCAACCAGCGGCAGGACACCUGUGCUGAGGUGAUAUGGCAUCUGGAGCUGGGCAGAAGGGGGAGCCACCAGCAGUGGUUGGGGUACCCCUCUCCUGGCGCCGGGGUUUCUUCCUGCUCCAGGGCCCAGGAGGAUGUGUGCAUGGUUGGACACACCUGCAUGAUUUGGGGACAGGGCCAGGACUUGUGUCAGGUUCUCAGGAGGGCAUGUGAACACAGGCGGGGUUGGGACCUGGCUCUGGCUGAGGCCCCCUUUCUCUCCUGGCAGAAUGAAGAUAUCCUCAAUGCCAAGUGCUCUAAGGACAGCGACUGUCACCCUGGGGAGGCUGUUGUGGCUGGAAAUGGAGUGAAGACUGGCCGCUGCCUGCGGGUGGGGAGUGCGAAGGGCACCUGUGAGAUCUUCGCCUGGUGCCCAGUGGAGACAAAGUCCAAGCCAGCGAAGCUGCUCCUGGACGAGGCUGAAGAAUUCACCAUUUACAUCAAGAACUCCAUCCGUUUCCCCAAAUUCAACUUCUCCAAGACCAACGUGCUGGACACCAAGAACAGCUCUUUCCUGAAAACCUGUCGCUUUGACCUCAACAACCUUUACUGCCCCAUCUUUCGGCUGGGGUCUGUGGUCCGCUGGGCUGGGAGCAACUUCCAAGAGAUGGCCCUGGAGGGCGGUGUGAUAGGAAUUCACAUUGAAUGGGACUGUGAUCUUGAUAAGGCUUCCUCUGAAUGCAACCCUCAGUAUUCUUUCAGCCGUCUGGACAACAGAUUUGCAGAAAAGUCCAUCUCCUCUGGGUACAACUUCAGGUUUGCCAAAUAUUACCGAGACGCAUCUGGGGUGGAGUUCCGCACCCUUAUGAAAGCUUACGGGAUCCGCUUUGAUGUGAUGGUUAAUGGCAAGGCAGGGAAGUUCAGCAUCAUCCCCACUGUCAUCAACGUGAGCUCUGGCGUGGCGCUCAUGGGGGCGGGGGCUUUUUUCUGUGACCUGGUACUCAUCUACUUCAUCAAAAAGAGCCACUUUUAUCGUGGCAAGAAGUACGAGGAAGUGAGGGGUCGGGAGUGCCGCGCCCAGCUGGUGGAGUCUCAGCGGCAGGGCGGGGCCUGGGAGGCCAAGGAUGCGGCGGGGCCAGGCCCGGGGCCGCGGGGCGUCGAACAGAGCCCGCGAGCGGAGCCUGAGGGGCAGAGGCCGGGGCUGCCGCAGCGGCAGGAGGCGCAGGACCGAGGCGGCGGCUCCAAUGGGGACGGCUGCGUGUGCCGGCGGCUCCUCGAAGGCUGCGCCCAGCCCGCCAGUUCUGGCCACCUGGAGGAAAGAAAGGUGAAUGUGGAGCAGCUGCAGACCCUGCAGGCAGUGGAGACAUAGCCAGAGGUGUUGGCUGAGAGAAGAUUUGGUGAAGACAUUGGGGGCAGGAGAGCCCACAGCUCUGAACUGGGAAGAGGAAUCUUCAUGUUGCUUGAGAAAGGGGCUUCUGGGCCCAGCCUUCUGUGGGAACCUCGGGAUCUUGCUACAAGCUUUUUGUUGUGUGAGCAGUGGAGCUUCCCAGUGGCCACAGAGGUUCAGAUCUAGACUAGCGGGCUCUGCCUAGGGAGGAGGGCAGGCCAGGGUCUGGGUAGUUUUAAUUUUUUCUGAGAACCUGGUUGGAUAUUCAUUCAUACAUGCAGUAAAGAUUUAUUGAUUCCUGCUCAGGGCUGGGCCCUGUCCAAGAGAUGCUUAAAUGAGAUGCUGGCCAGGCCCUCAGGGAGGGGAAGACAACAGACACAUCAGAGCCAGGCCCAGCUCCUCUGGCCUUCCUCCAGCCUCUAGCUGAGAACUGACAAUCCCUGUCGAGAAUGAUGGCCCCUCAGAGAAAGCCCUUGGCCAGCGCCCCAGGGGACCAUGUGGUCCUGCCCUGCGGAGGCAACCAGGGAAGAAGUCUGCAGGCAGCUGGCUCCUGAGGGGAGAGGCAAACCCCAUGGCUUCAAGGUCAUAGAGGGAGGGGAGGCAGGGAAGCCUCUGCCCCAUCUGACCCGCCUAGCCUGGGGGAGCUCUGGGCACACUGUCUUGCCCGGAUGAGAGAUGCAUUUGCCUGUGUGGUUUGGCUCUUGCUGUUCUGUGGGGCUGGGUGUCCCUGACCUGCUUCUCUCCUUCUUGCCUCAAAGGCUUGGUCUGAAGGGUUGAUGAAGGGCUAAUGAGAUAACGGAUGGGGAAGUGCUCACUCGGCCAGUGUAUGCGGUUGUUAGGGAGGCCAAACAAGAUAGAAAAUGAUGCUUCUUCUCACCCCUGCCCCUCUUUUCCUCACCCUGUUCCUACCUCACCCCCACCCUGCAGAACUCUGCUGCUUCCCACCAACAGUGUCUGUAAAGGCUUGCUACUCAAAGGGCAGACCAUGGACCAGCAGCAUCCGUGUCACCUGGGAGCUGGUUAAAAACGCAGACUUAGUCCCCUCCCUACCAAACCAGUUGCUGUGGAGUUGACUCUGACUUAUGGUGACCAUGUGUGUCAAAGUAGAACUGCGCUCCAUAGGGUUCUCAAUGACUGAUUUUUUGGAAGUAGAUCUCCAGGCCUUUCUUUUGAGGCACCUCUGGAAGGACUUGAACCUCCAACCUUUUGGUUAGCAGUUGAGCACAUUAAUCGUUUGCAUCACCCAGGGACUCCUAGACCUACUAAACCAGAGCCUACAAGAUUCCAAGGUGAUUUGUGUGCACAUUAAAGUUUGAGAAGCCCUGGUUCUGAGGAAAGAAAAGGCCAGCUUUGGUGGGUGGAGCCAGUUUCCAGGUCAGACUCACACACGUGCUACCUUGAGACCAAGAGCACCCCCACCCAGGGGAAGUGGUGUUAAGAUCAAUUUAUGUAAAUUGUUUUGACCAGUUAAUAUUUACAUGAUUUAAAA
Trichechus manatus latirostris (Florida manatee) is the source of this 3675-nucleotide messenger RNA. It is a transcript of the gene P2RX5, whose product is annotated as purinergic receptor P2X 5. Gene Ontology annotation, biological process: response to ATP; calcium ion transmembrane transport. The coding region runs from base 492 to 2168 and encodes 558 amino acids. Lineage: Eukaryota; Metazoa; Chordata; Mammalia; Sirenia; Trichechidae. Gene Ontology annotation, molecular function: extracellularly ATP-gated monoatomic cation channel activity; purinergic nucleotide receptor activity; ATP binding. The record is from RefSeq and is a predicted model, not a curated record. Gene Ontology annotation, cellular component: nuclear inner membrane; plasma membrane. The transcript is spliced from 12 exons.